AUGAAGCUUUCUCUACGAUUAUUAUAUGCAUCGCCUUCGGCGGCAGGUACUGGAAAGGGGUUUAGGCCUGCGCCGAUGGCUUUGUUGCCUCCGAUUCCAUUGUAUAGAAGGUUGUUUAGGGCGCAUAGGAAACAUUUGCCGCGGGAGAUGAGGUUAUUGGGGGAUGAGUAUAUCAAGAAUGAGUUUAGACAGCAUAGGGAGGUGGAAAAUCCGGUGCAUAUUAUUGGCUUCUUAACGGAGUGGCAGAUGUAUGCACAGAAGCUCGAGGGGGAGAGUUGGAUUGGGGAACGCAUGGAUAAAGAGAAGAUUGAUAAGAUGAGUGAUCAGCAAUUGGGGCAAAUGUAUGAGCUCAUGCAAGCGAUACGAAAGAAGCAAUUAGAGGAAAGUGGCGAGAAUUCUGCACCCGAACAGCUGUGA
This is a messenger RNA of Sclerotinia borealis F-4128, 417 nucleotides long. Lineage: Eukaryota; Fungi; Ascomycota; Leotiomycetes; Helotiales; Sclerotiniaceae. The record is from the annotation of a GenBank genome assembly.